CCAUGUGUCUCAGCACUAUAUAAGGCUAGAUUAACAAGCCCUUAGCACAUUCGUUCACAGAUCUCUCUUGAAACCUACGAGUCAACUCUGACCCGCCUACCAACAUGUAUAAACUGGUUGUAUUCGCCGCUUUCCUGGCCGUCGCCUCGGCUGCUCCAGGACCAUAUGGUGUGCCUAUUGCAGCGCCCAUCGCACCUUGGGGCCAUGGUAUCGUCAGCGCCCCACUGGUGAGCGCUGGAGUAGUAAAAACUGCUGUGCCGGUCGCCACUUCUUACGCAAACACCGUUAGGAUCGCAUCCCCCGCUGUGGUAGCUGCUCACGCACCGAUUGUUGCCGCACACGCUCCCAUCGUGGCUGCACACGCUCCCAUCGUGGCUGCACCCGCCUAUGCCCACGGCUGGUAAACCAGUAACAACCCAAACAACAACCAAACUUGUUGUAAAACGCAUCAAACCAACAAAGUGCAACAGCUCACUUACUAUUUAUUUAAGCUUAAGAAAAUUGGGAAUGUCAUAUUGGAAAAACUUAGCUUGUAACAAGUUAGAUUGUUGUGCCAUUGUGUUUGUGUAAUAAAACAUACUUCGAUAA
This is a messenger RNA of Bombyx mandarina (wild silkworm), 588 nucleotides long. RefSeq lists its product as hypothetical. The record is from RefSeq and is a predicted model, not a curated record. Lineage: Eukaryota; Metazoa; Arthropoda; Insecta; Lepidoptera; Bombycidae.